UACUUAAACGACGCCAACAUUGAGGUGAUUCUCAACGCAACCGUCGAUAAGAUUAACACAAAAGAGAAAUCAAUUCAACUGAACAAUGGAUCGACGCUGAAGUUCGACCGCAUCUUCUUGGGAACCGGUGUCAGACCUAAAGUAUACGACGCGAAAGGCAAUGACUUGAAGAAUAUCUGUUAUCUGCGGACACACAGAGACGCAAACUUUAUCGCAGACAAUGCCGUCAAUAAAGAUGUCGUGAUAAUCGGCACUUCAUUUAUCGGUAUGGAAGUGACGGCAUUCCUCAACGGAAAGGCAAAGUCUCUGACAGUGAUCGGCAAAAGUAAAUAUCCAUUCGCUUACACAUUGGGUCCACAAAUUGGUCAACAGAUUAAAGAACUCUACGAAUCGAAAGGAAUAAAGUUUUACACCGAGUGUGGAGUCAAAGAGUUUUGCGGCGAUGAUAAUCAGCAACUCAAACAAGUGGUCCUCACAAAUGGCGAUGUCUUAAGCGCAGACAUUUGUGUCAUUGGAAUUGGCGGGGAACCGAACACCGAGUUCCUGAAGGGGACGGACAUCAAAAUGGAUAAGUCCUACGUUUUGGUCGACAAGAACUUCGAGACAUCCGAGAAGAAUGUGUUCGCCGGCGGAGAUGUGGUUAAGUACGAGCUCUCUAUUGUCAACCAAAGUGUGGUAAACGUGGGCCACUGGCAGACGGCUCAGUCGCACGGCAGGAGUGCGGCGCUAAGUAUGUUAGGAAAGACAUCCGACUUAAAGUCGGUCCCAUUUUUCUGGUCAAUGCUCUUCGGGAAAGGACUUCGUUUCGCAGGUAAUAACGAGGGCUUCAAGGAAGUGAUAAUCGACGGCGAAGUCUCGCAAUUCAAAUUCGUGGCCUAUUAUGUGGAUUCGGCCGACAAAGUGGUAGCCGUGGCCACGAUGGCCAACGACCCCAUCGCCACGAUGUUCGCCGCUUACCUCAGACACGGACACACUCUCACCGCUAAUGAUAUCAAGUCUGAUCCCAAGAAGUGGAUCGAGUCCAUGAAGAAA
Molecule: messenger RNA, 1032 nt
Organism: Oppiella nova
Lineage: Eukaryota; Metazoa; Arthropoda; Arachnida; Sarcoptiformes; Oppiidae
Source: the annotation of a GenBank genome assembly